Molecule: messenger RNA, 1005 nt
Organism: Ceratotherium simum simum (southern white rhinoceros)
Lineage: Eukaryota; Metazoa; Chordata; Mammalia; Perissodactyla; Rhinocerotidae
Product: olfactory receptor 52K1-like
Biological process (GO): G protein-coupled receptor signaling pathway
Cellular component (GO): plasma membrane
Molecular function (GO): olfactory receptor activity; G protein-coupled receptor activity
Source: RefSeq, a predicted model, not a curated record
AUGUCAGGGUGGAGCAACGGUGGCUCCAACGUGUCCUACACCAGCUUCCUCCUGGUGGGCUUCCCAGGGCUGCAGGAGUCCCGCGCCCUCCUGGUGCUGCCCUUCCUCAGCCUCUACCUGGUGAUCAUCUCCGCCAAUGCCCUGGUCAUCCACACGGUGGCAGCCCAGAGGAGCCUGCACCAGCCCAUGUACCUGCUCAUCGCCCUGCUCCUGGCUGUCAACAUCUGUGCCGCCACCACCGUGGUGCCCGCCAUGCUGUUCAGCCUCUCCACCCGCUUCAACCGCGUCUCCCUGCCUCGCUGUCUGCUCCAGAUGUUCUGCAUCUACUUCCUCAUUGUCUUUGACUGCAACAUCCUCCUGGUCAUGGCCCUGGACCGCUAUGUCGCCAUCUGCUACCCGCUCCACUACUCGGAGAUAGUGACAGGCCAGUUGCUGGCUGGCCUGGUGGGGGUGGCAGCGGCCAGGAGCACCUGCAUUGUUGCUCCAGUGGUGGCACUGGCCUCCCGGGUUCGCUUCUGCCGCUCAGACGUGAUCCACCACUUUGCCUGUGAGCACAUGGCCCUGAUGAAGCUCUCCUGUGGGGACAUCUCCCUAAACAAGACUGUAGGGCUCACUGUCCGCAUCUUCAACCGAGUCCUGGACAUGCUGCUACUUGGAGCCUCCUACUCCCGCAUCAUCCAUGCUGCCUUCCGGAUUUCAUCAGGUCAAGCACGUUCCAAGGCCCUGAACACCUGUGGCUCCCACCUGCUGGUCAUCUUCACUGUCUACUCCUCCACCAUAUCCUCAUCCAUCGUCUACCGUGUGGCCCGCACAGCCUCCCAGAACGUGCACAACCUGCUCAGUGCCUUCUACCUGCUGCUCCCAUGUCUGGUUCACCCUGUCAUCUACGGGGCCAGGGCCAAGGAAAUCAGGCAGCACCUGUUAUCUCUGUUCCAAAGGGCACAGCUACAGGUCCCCACCGAGAAGCCCCAGUCCCUGCCCUCGUAUAGGGAGCUUCCUGCCUGA